UGCCAGUCCCUGGUACUCAGUGUUUUUGUUUGUGUCGUGUUUUGCUAUUGAAAAAUAAAAAUUGCAACUAAAAGUGUUGGCGGCAAGUGAAAUGGAACUGCCGAAAGAGCUUUCGAUUGCGGAGAUACGCAAUUACAUGCUGGUGAACGAGUGCAAGGUGACGAAUCACGCGCUGGUGAAGCAUUUCAAGAAGUUUCUCACGCAUCCACAGACCCAAAAUGAGGCGCGCAGGCGAUUCAAGACCUACGUGACGCUGCUGUCGACCAUCAAGAAUGAAAACAAUCAAAAGUUUCUAAUUCUGCGCAAGAAGUACCUGAAUGAGUGCCCCACCGACGAGGUGGUGGAGCGGGCCGUGGCCGCCGCCAACAAUGGCCCCGAACCCUCCAGUCCAGGCGGUGGCUCCAUCACAUUCGACGGCGGCAGUCUCGCCUCACCGAUGCGCCAGCCACCGCCGUACAAGCCACCGCCCAUGGUAACAUCGCCGCCUGCCGGCGUCGCCGUGCACAAGGGACAGCAGGACAACUAUCGGGAGUGUGUGGACGAGUUUACGGCGGCCAUACAACGCAUUGAUCCAGCACGUCUGGAGCGGCAGCCUGACACCAAAACGGAAGAUGAUGCACCGCCAGCUGUCAGUGGAUCCGUGUCGCGUUCCAAUUCCGUGGAUGAGACCGGCAACAAGGAGAACAUACCCAGAUUCUCCUUCUCGUCGGGCGCCUCCACAGACAGCUCCGCCGCUGAGAAAGUCUCCAGCAAUGAGGCGGACGCAGCGGAGAAUCCCAUGAGCGUGAAGGAGGCUACGCGCAAGUUCAACCGGAUGGCAUCCGAGGAGGAGGCCAAGAUCAUUUCGCCGCCAGCCAAGAAAAAGCCAGAGAAGCAAUUAAUUGAGGAGAAGGAUUCGCCCGAAGUCACACUGGCACAUCCCAAGGCAAAGGAGUGGAUCGUCUCGAUGGCGAAGGCUAAUUACCAAGAGCUGGCCAAGCUGGCCAGCGAAUAUCCCGAACUGGUGAAGCUGCAGGACCCAGCAACGACUGCAUUACACUGGGCGGCCAAGCAUGGGAAUGAAGAUGUUGUUAAACUAAUUGCUGGUACCUAUAAAGCGGAUGUAAACGCCAAGACGAAUGGGGGCUACACACCGCUGCAUUUGGCAACUCAGUUUGGACGGGAUAAUAUCUUUGAAUUGCUAUGGAAUGUCUACAAGGCCAAUCGCGACAUUAUGGAUUGGAGUGGUAACAAGCCCCUGGACUAUAGCCGCCAGCGACCAAGUGUGUCGGCAUCCACGUGCAGCAAAAUCAAAGCACGAAAAAAGCAUACAAUCGAAAAAGACUUGGGAUUCCUGCGGAUUGGUUCACUGAAUGUCCGGGUAAAGAAGACAACAGAAGCAUUCAGCAAUUUCUUGGGAGUGGGCAAUGGCAGUGGGGUAGCUCCGACGGGAUAUGGCAGUGGCGGGGCGGCCACCACAGCAAAUCGCCCUCACCAGCGAUCUCACCGACACCCUCAUCAGCGUCAUCAUCACCACGUUGGUACGACACGGAAUCGACAUCCGAAUCAGAGAGCAACGACCACACCGUACGGCACGAACUCGAAUCCGGGCUCGAGGGCGAGUGUUCCAAAUAACCGAAACAUCUACGAUGUUGUUCACAAAUCAUGGGGCUCUGCUGACAAUAUAACACAACGUACUGAAGAUCUAAUGCCGCCACCGAAAUCAGUAGAAACCAAGCGAAAUAAGUCCUCGAAGAGAUCAUCGUUUGCGUCCAAUGCAACGAAUUCACCUCGGGACUCCAUUUGCUCAUCCAACUCAAGCUCGAAUCUAAACGGCGGCUACAGCAGCAUGCCCACCACUCCCAAUCAGGUUCGUGCUCCCAAAGGAAUGGAUCCGUCCUUCACAGCAGAUUCCGAUUCAGAUUCUGCCUGUGGAUUCGAUUCAAGUUGGUCUGUUAGCCAUCUAGCUGCCAUGAGCAACAAUCCAUCACAAUCAUAAAUACGUAGCUAAGAUGUCUAAGCUUACAAUUUAUAAACUUGUACAAUUAAUACAAAAUUGACGAUAAAAUCAAUAAACUUAUCCAUUAUCCAUUUUA
Drosophila obscura is the source of this 2075-nucleotide messenger RNA. It is a transcript of the gene sowah, whose product is annotated as ankyrin repeat domain-containing protein SOWAHC. Bases 92 to 1978 code for a protein of 628 amino acids. Lineage: Eukaryota; Metazoa; Arthropoda; Insecta; Diptera; Drosophilidae. Gene Ontology annotation, molecular function: protein binding. The transcript has 10 exons. The record is from RefSeq and is a predicted model, not a curated record.